Molecule: messenger RNA, 930 nt
Organism: Tupaia belangeri chinensis (Chinese tree shrew)
Lineage: Eukaryota; Metazoa; Chordata; Mammalia; Scandentia; Tupaiidae
Product: olfactory receptor 7A10-like
Exons: 1
Coding region: 1-930 (309 amino acids)
Biological process (GO): G protein-coupled receptor signaling pathway
Cellular component (GO): membrane
Molecular function (GO): olfactory receptor activity; G protein-coupled receptor activity
Source: RefSeq, a predicted model, not a curated record
AUGGAAUCAGGGAACAGUACACAAAUUUCAGAGUUCUUUCUUCUGGGACUUUCAGAGGAACCAGAAUUGCAACCCCUCGUAUUUGGGCUUUUUCUCUCCAUGUACCUGAUCACUGUGUGUGGAAACCUGUUCAUCAUCCUGGCCACCAUCUCAGACUCCCACCUGCACACCCCCAUGUACUUCUUUCUCUCCAACCUGUCCUCUGUUGACAUCUGUCUCACCUCCACCACUGUCCCAAAGAUGCUGGUGAACAUCCAGACACAGAGCAAGGUCAUCACCUAUGCAGGCUGCAUCACCCAGAUGAGCUUUUUCAACCUCUUCAUAGUGUUGGAUGACUGUCUCCUGACCGUCAUGGCCUAUGACCGGUAUGUGGCCAUCUGUCACCCCCUGCACUACACCAUCAUCAUGAAUCCCCGGCUCUGCGUGUUGCUGGUUCUGGCAUCUUGGAUCACGAGUAUCCUGUAUUCUUUGCUACAAAGCAUAACGGUGUUGAAACUGUCCUUCUGUACAUGCUUGGACAUUCCCCACUUUUUCUGUGAAUUGAAUCAGGUGGUCCAACUUGCCUGUUCUGACACCUUUCUUAAUGACGUGGUCAUGUAUUUUACAUCUGUGCUGCUGGGUGGCGGUCCCCUCACUGGCAUCCUUUACUCUUACACUAAGAUAGUUUCCCCCAUUCAUGCAAUCUCAUCAUCUCAGGAGAGGUACAAAGCAUUUUCCACCUGUGCCUCUCACCUCUCAGUUGUCUCCUUAUAUUAUUUUACGGGUCUAGGUGUGUAUCUUAAUUCUGCUGUUACCCACAGCUCACAUUCAAGUGCAGCAGCCUCAGUGAUAUACAACUUGGUCAUACCCAUGCUGAACCCCUUCAUCUACAGUCUGAGGAAUCAAGAUACAAAGACAGCUCUGAAAAGAUUAUUUGGAAGAAAAGUAUAA